GUUUUCCACUGACCAUGCUGGCCAUCUAUUCUCUGUAUUCACAGAUGCAAGACGACCAUGUUGCACCGAUCUAUGUCAUCAACCUUCUGAUCACAGACCUCAUCCAGAUGUGCUGUUUGUGGUCUGUCAGCUGUGUCUCUACAUUAAUCUACUUCAGUGCUGUGUUGGCCAGUGUUGUCUUCAUGGUGUCUAUCGCCUUAGAAGGUGGGUAUUUGGUUAUCACCUGGCCUCUGUGGUACCACUUAAGAAGAAGCAUCAAAUCUUCUGUGUUGGUCUCCAUCACGGUCUGGGUCUUCUGCUUCAUUGAGUUCAUUAUAUCAUCUUUUGUGCCCAUUUUCCGUCCCAUCCUCCUCCUCAUCCCCUCCCUGCUCAUCUUUUUCCUGGCUAGGACAUUCAAAGCCCUGUCUGUGGCCAUUUCUGUUUCUCCUAAAGAAAAAUGGCACAUCAAAGGAACUUUAGUCCUGGUGCUGCUGAACUACACACUGCUGUUCUUGCCUUGGGUCAUUUGGAUCUUGAUAAAGGCAUGCUGUGAAACUUAUAUUUUUGAUUUGAGUCUCUUUAGAACUUUUGUUCAAUUCAGUCCUCUUGCAGACUUGGCUUUAUAUAUUUUCAUAAGGAAAGGGGCUACAGACAAGCUGCUGACCUCCCUGUGUUGUUGCAGAAUGUUAAGAGAGGAAGAGCAGAGCUAG
Molecule: messenger RNA, 689 nt
Organism: Lates calcarifer (barramundi perch)
Lineage: Eukaryota; Metazoa; Chordata; Actinopteri; Centropomidae
Product: mas-related G-protein coupled receptor member B4-like
Source: RefSeq, a predicted model, not a curated record